GUUCUUCCUAGUCCCACUCUUUAGUUACUAUUUACAAAAUUGUAAUCGGCGACUCGAUUCUUAGCACUUUUCAGUAACUGAAUUUCCAAGAUUGCAAACAACGAACAGUAUGGGCCCUUUUAGCCAAGGCGCUUCACUUGAGGCAAAUAUUGCCACACUGUGCAGAAGAUUUAGGUUUCAUGAAGUGGAAGAAUGUGUGCUGCCUAUUUUUCGCAAAGUCACUUGGAGACAAGUUUUGUAUUUGCUAAAGAGACACAGGAAAACUCUUAGUUUAGUGAAUAUUGCACAAGCACUGAUUGCAUCAGCAAAGGAUGAGCCUUUUGCAUUCCUGGAGGACAUGUAUUUCGAACUGUACCUCACACAUAAAAUCGUACAUAGUAAAAGUUACACUUGGAAUGCAUUUAAAAUGAUUGGAGGUCAAGGAAAAGCUGGUCUAGUGACAGAGAUGCAGAUUUCUGAAGCACUGAAGAACUCAUUCAGAUCAUUAGCUCAUGCACCAAGAAUUAAAGUAAAGUUGUUUGGUUCUCUCUCUUGGAUCAUGAUUAUACAGAAGAAACAAAAGCAUUCUGGCACAGAGUUUGAGCAGCAGCCAUUCAUUUGUGCAUAUAUCCCUGGUGAACCAUAUUUCUUUGCUUCACAAAAAAAUGUAAAAACAAACAUUUCAGAUGGGCUAUUGUCUACAUUUGGGUACAGGAGAUUAAAUGACUGCAAACUGUCAGCUCCUGAUAUUGCAUCAAUGGUAACACUGCUAAGAAAUAAAGCUGCUAAAGCAUUUGAUGCUCAUUCAGCUCAACAUUCUAUUGUUCCAUACUCUCCAGGGCCAAGUGUGGCAACAGAAGACGGCAUGGAUUUUACUGACGAACAGUGGAAGAUAAAUUAUGCCAAUAUUGUUUUUGGAAAAGAUUGUCCUGUGAUGAAAAAGUUCACUGUUAAGGAGGUGGGGCCCAUUGUGAAGAACAGGCAAAUGUAUCGAACUACGUUUACCAUUCGGUCAAAUGACGUAUUUCAGUUUCUAAAAGUAUUACUUGUGAAAGGUAUUCUUACAAUGCCGUUAUCACCAUAUAUUGAAAGAAUAAUAACCCUUGGGAAAAAUACAAUAAUAAUAAUGCCUCAAAAUAUUAUUACAUCACAAGUGGAAGAUCAACGCUGAAUUGAUACACAAAGUACUAAUGUACACUUCCUUGAAAGAUGUGCUGCCCAUUUAAUUAAUGUUUUGUCUGAAGACAGUAACAGUCUUCCAUGCCAUACUCUUGAAAAUGUUAUUCACUAGUAGUUAGCAAAUACUGAUGUACUCUUCCCUCUUUUUUUAUUGAAGUCCGUAGAUUUUAGUUGAAAAUUCUGGAUUAUUGUAUGAUCAGCUAAUAAUGUGAAGCACACUUAAGUAAUAAUUAGGGUAUGUAUGACUGCCUUCUUAAUAAAAUACAAAGCCUUCCAAAGAAUGGAGUGAGGGGUUGGUGUGUAGUGAUGCCAGUAUGUCUUAAAAAUUAUGGCAAUGAAAUUUCAUUGGCUGUGUAUAAAUUAAGGCAUAAAGAUUAAUAGAGGUGUUGAGUUUUGAGACACACAGACAAGACCAAGAACUUAGAGAAAACAUGCACAAACGACUAAGUAGUGGCAGCAGACUACAUGAGGCCAUGACACCAGCUCGACUGGAGUGAGGGGUUGUAUGGUGGAAUGCAGAACAAGCACAGGCAUCAACAUUGGUGAGCACAGGCAAUGCGAGAUGACUUUAAGGAUUUGACUGGGAGGGGGAGCUGAACAGAGGAAGACUGGGGUAGAGCUUGUGGCUACAGGAUGAACGAAGUUAAGAUCCUGGGGUAUAUGUGGAUGUAGAGGUGCUUGUAGAGCAGGGGGCUAGCAGAGAUCUUGGCUGGGAGGAUUGCGAGAUUGAAAGGUGUACUGAAAGUCAACUCCCACUACAUAAGUGAGAGAAGCUGGUGUUACAGAGAAGAAUCCACAUAGUGUGUGUUGUGCUCAGCAUCCUGUUCCUCCUGUAGGAGAUAAACACUGUCCUUGGCCACUUUUGUGCCAGUGUCCAGUCAUUCGGAUGGACAGUUAAUUGGGUGUCAUGAUGCCAUCAAAUGCUUUUUGAUGACUCAGCAUGUUUAAGUCUUCUGAGAGUUGUUAGCUCUCCUCCUCAAAUUAUUGUUUCACAAAUCAAAGGCUGAUGCACUUGAACAAGGUGUGAAGUGUCUUAAUUACCUUUAAAAAUGUAAAAUGAACUUUCCUACAAUCUCAUCAUCUCACACUUGAUACAUGAUGCAUGGUGGUACUUAAAGUGCUGCAAAGUGUGUUUAAGGUGUGAUGUACAAACAGUGUUAAUGAUGGCAAUGGAUAUGGGGUUCCAUUCUCUUGACUGUCACUGUAGUGACCCAAUCGACCAAUAGAUCUUCAGUGCACUGUGACAUCUUAGUUGCUAGUGAGCACCAUGGGAGCAAUAUUAGGGUUCGAUAUUGGUGUGCUCCUCAUCCCUCAGCCCUACAUACUGGUGAAAAAAUUUACCAAAUUCCUUAUACUUUGAGCUCUUUCCAUGAAUUUGUGCAAUGACUAGCUCACAAAUAUUAAAUUUGGGUUCCUAUCUAUCUAUUAUUGGCAUUAAUCUGCAGUCUGCUUCCAACAAUUUCCUAUUUAGUAUUGCUUCAGGUACUGUAACAGCCAAAAAGUUUAUAUCUUAACUUCAAAAUCGACCAAUCUUCUAAUCAAAUCAGAACAGGACAUAAUUAGGAGUGAAACAGGUGCCCACUGUGCCAGCAAAACUGAAGACAUCAUCUUAUAUGUUGAUGAUAAUUGUAUAAGCAACCAAGAGAUAAAUGCAAAACUCUUCACUGACAAUUUCUUAAUUAUUGCUGAGCAAAUAGGCUACAAUGGCUCCUUAGAAAGUGCCAUUCAGAUACUGAAACACCAUUUUCCUAAUCCUAUAAGGGAUAUAAGUGUAUCCUCCCAGAACUAGAAAUGAAAUGACUAAAAUCAUUGCCUCUUUAGAAAGCAAAGGAUCAUCAGAUGUAGAAAAUAUUUACAACAAACUUCUACAAGUAUGCUCAGAUUAAUUAUGUAAAGUUUUGGCACACAUAUUUAAUGGUUUUGUAUAUCAGGUGUGACAUUACCUAAUAGUUUUCAGCUGAGUAAUAGCUCUCAAACUGGCAGUCCACACGAGUAAACCAUCUGAUAAUUUAUCCUCAGAUGCAGAGACUGCCUUUGUUUUAUGGGCUACCAAAGAUCCAGAAAACAGGUUGUAUUUGUCCCGUUUUGAACAUUAUUGGGUCACCAACUUACAGACUGGCAAAACAUGAUGUGUGCUUCACAUCAAGAACAUUGGUGUUUUUAUCAACCAAAUUAAACAUCUGCAUCUUGGUCAAGAUGAUAUACUGGUCAGCUUUGAAGUUGUCUCCCUAUUUACACUCCCUGUCAAAGAUUGCAUAGGUCUCCUCUCCCAGUUACUCAAUUGCACAAUUGUGGGAUUGUUUAAGCACAUGUUGAAAUCAUCAUAUUUCAUAUAUGACAGCCAGUAUUUCCAUCAGUUUAAUGGUGUGCGAUGGGAAGUCUGUUAGAUCCAUCUAUAGUCAACCAUUUUAUGGAGAAAUCCAAAGACAUCACUUGGGACACAGCUCCAGAUAAGCCAAGUUGCUUUUAUCGUUACGUCAAUGACACUUUUAAUAUCUGGUCCCACGGAUGUGAAAAAUGGGGAGACCUAUUAGAACACCUGAAAGGCAUUCACAGCCACAUUAGGUUUGAGAUGGAAGUAUAGAUAGAUGAUGAAUUGACCUUCCUUGAUAUCCUUGUUCAUCACACAAUGUGCACAGGAAACCUGCACCCACGGAUCGGUAUCUACAAGCUCUUAGCCACCACCAUCCAGCACAAAAAGUGACAUUCUGAACACCUUUGUCCACCAUGCUAAAUUCAUCUCAGUCACUGAAAAUCUGCCACUAGAACUAAGCCACCUCCUAAAAGUUUUCCGGGAGAAUGGCUGCAAUCACCUCCCGGUAUCACAGAGAUACCUGCCUUUCUGUAGCACAGUGUCAGGAAGGAUUAGCUGGCUCCUGAAGAGACAAAACAUCUCAUCAGUGUUCAGACCCCAGCAAAAAUUCAACAGCUUAUGAGAUCUGUGAAGGAUGAACUAGAUCUUAGAACACCUGGAGUGUACAAAAUUUAAUAUCAAUGUGGUUGCUAAUAUGUUGACCAAACAGUAUGCACUAGGAGCAACACCAAAUGGAACACAAGAGGUGCUUAUGGCCUACGCUAUCUGGAAAAAAUCAGCUGUGGCAGAACACAGUUUAGAAAACCAACACCAAAUUCUAUUGGAUGAAACUUCUGUCAUUAUGCGAAUGGAGGGAUUUUGGGAUAGUGUCAUAAAAGAAGCGGUAGAAAUAAAAAUAUCUGAGAAAACCAUCAACAAGAACGGUGGUUUGCAGCUCAGUACAGCCUGGAAUCCAGCCAUUGUGAGGUUGAAGUGGGCACAACAGAACAGGAUGAAAAUAGUAUCAGAUUUCUCAAGGAAGAGAGCACUAAAUCACAUCACAGCUAGCAGCACGGCUAUGUAAUAGUGAGGCCAUAGUUACAUUCCAGUCAUUUACAUCUUGACAAUAGCUGAGGAGAGCUCAGUCAAGAGCUCAUGAGAUUUUAACCCUUUGACACAGCUGGAAGCCUGAGAAGACUCCUAUUAAUUUCCUGAUGAUGCUCAUACUUCAAGUAACUGGACUAUGCACAACUCUGUUUAAAAAAAUGAUAGCUUGAUAAUGUCAUAGGAUCGAGCUGCACAUCCCUUAUUUCAUGCCCAGCAGCUGACGUGCUGCAAAUAAUAAUCUGAAGCUGUGAUGCUCCAGUCAAAUAGGUGUAUGCAUUGGCCAGAACUGUGAAUUUAGAAAAUACACAGAAACAUAAAAUAAAAAAUAAAUGAAUAAUUUAAUUAAAAAAAGUUAUAUUCUAAUGUUUGUAAUUGAUGUAGAUAACAGAGAAAAAUGAUGAAUAAUAUUUAUUCAUGAAAGUGUACCUCAACUAAACAAAAAGUGUCUGUGAUAUCCAUUAAAAUACAGACAGAAAAUAACCAUAUAAAAUGCAGAAAAAUUGCAUUGAGAGCGAUACGAGAAUGGUAGCAUAAUCCCGAAGCUAAAUAGACAUCCAAAAUGUAUGAAAACUAAGUUCAUUUUGUGAUCCCAAUACAGUAAUAUUCACCAGCUCAAAAUGGGUGAGACUUCAGCAUGGUGAUUAACAAAUUAACACACAUGAGAUAACGAGUACAAACUCAUACUCACUCUAUUCUCAAUUCCGUGAUGCAAUGGGUAAAAGUUGGAGAAUAGUAACGGUCCUUCACCGUCAAGAAUCAAUCACCUACACAAUCGAAUAACUCACUUUGCCAUAGGAAAAUUUACCUUCUUCCAGAAAAAAAUGUAAAAGUGUCUAUUCCGUAAUCCAAUCGGAAAAAGUUAGAGAACUGUGGCGGCUGAUCACUGUCCAGAAUCAAUCACCUACAAAACUGAAUAACUCACUUCACCUCUGGCAAGUGUGCCUUCUUCCAAAACAAAUGUGAAAGUGUGUGCAAAAGUUGAAGUAUCAUAGCAGCUGUUCGCUGCCCAGAAUCUUAUCACCCACUCAACAAUAAAAAAAAAGAAAGAAAAAAAAAACACUAUAUCACUAGCAGGUCCGGUUUCUUCAGGAAGAAACGUAAAAGUCCAGAAUUGCUUCAUAGAGUACAAGACCCGAAACAAGUCUCUCUCCACUUGACUCCCGUGGUGUUCUACCCCUGCCUGCUUCUCCAUUGGCUAAGACCAUACCCACCAAAAAUGCAUCAUUCUUAAGUACUACAGACAUGAUCUGACUCAACUUGAUCUCUUCCCGCAAAAA
Messenger RNA from Schistocerca nitens (vagrant locust), 5835 nucleotides. RefSeq lists its product as uncharacterized. The coding region runs from base 110 to 1150 and encodes 346 amino acids. The transcript has 8 exons. The record is from RefSeq and is a predicted model, not a curated record. Lineage: Eukaryota; Metazoa; Arthropoda; Insecta; Orthoptera; Acrididae.